GUCGGCGGCGAGGCCCGGAAAAUGGCUUGGGUGCUCAAGAUGGACGAGGUGAUCGAAUCCGGGCUGGUGCACGACUUCGACGCCAGCCUUUCCGGCAUCGGGCAGGAGCUGGGCGCCGGCGCCUACAGCAUGAGUGAUGUGUUGGCGUUGCCCAUUUUCAAGCAGGAAGAUUCUAGCCUCCCACUGGAUGGUGAAACCAAGAACCCACCCUUCCAGUACGUGAUGUGUGCCGCCACGUCCCCAGCGGUGAAGCUGCAUGACGAGACGCUCACCUACUUGAACCAAGGUCAGUCUUAUGAAAUUCGGAUGCUGGAUAAUCGGAAAAUGGGUGAUAUGCCUGAGAUUAGUGGAAAGUUGGUAAAGAGCAUCAUACGGGUCGUGUUCCAUGACCGACGGCUGCAGUACACAGAGCACCAGCAGCUCGAAGGCUGGAAGUGGAAUCGCCCAGGAGACAGGCUGCUCGACUUAGAUAUUCCGAUGUCUGUGGGAAUAAUUGACACAAGGACGAAUCCGAGUCAGUUAAAUGCGGUUGAAUUUCUGUGGGACCCCGCAAAACGCACAUCUGCUUUCAUUCAGGUACACUGCAUCAGCACAGAAUUCACUCCACGGAAGCACGGAGGGGAGAAGGGAGUGCCUUUUAGAAUCCAGGUAGACACCUUUAAGCAGAACGAGAGCGGGGAGUACACAGAUCACCUACACUCAGCUAGCUGCCAAAUCAAAGUUUUCAAGCCUAAAGGUGCAGACAGGAAGCAAAAAACUGACCGGGAGAAGAUGGAGAAGAGAACAGCUCAUGAGAAAGAAAAGUAUCAGCCGUCGUAUGAUACCACAAUCCUCACCGAGAUGAGGCUUGAGCCUAUAAUUGAAGAUGCAGUUGAACAUGAGCAGAAAAAGUCCAGCAAGCGGACUUUGCCAGCAGACUACGGUGAUUCUCUGGCAAAGCGAGGCAGUUGUUCUCCGUGGCCCGAUACCCCUACAGCCUAUGUGAAUAACAGCCCUUCCCCAGCGCCCACGUUCACCUCCUCGCAGCAGACCACGUGCAGUGUCCCGGACAGCAAUUCUUCAUCCCCGAAUCAUCAGGGAGACGGCGCUUCACAGGCCUCUGCUGAGCAAAUUCAGCCUUCUGCUACGCCCCAGGAGACACAGCAGUGGCUGCUCAAGAACAGAUUCUCUUCCUACACAAGACUGUUUUCUAACUUUUCAGGUGCCGACUUACUCAAACUGACAAAGGAGGAUUUAGUUCAGAUUUGUGGUGCAGCCGAUGGAAUUCGGCUCUACAAUUCACUCAAGUCCAGGUCAGUCAGGCCUCGUUUAACCAUCUACGUCUGCCAAGAGCAGCCACGCAGCACAGCCCUGAGAGGCCAGCAGCCAGCUGCAGGCAGCGCAGGCGAGAACGGUGGUGGGACACCCUACGUUUAUCAUGCAAUCUACUUGGAAGAAAUGGUUGCCUCAGAAGUUGCUCGGAAGCUUGCACUGGUGUUUAAUAUUCCUUUUCACAAGAUCAACCAGGUUUACAGACAAGGUCCCACUGGUAUCCACAUCCUUGUUAGUGAUCAGAUGGUUCAGAACUUUCAAGAUGAGAGUUGUUUUUUAUUCUCUACGGUAAAAGCUGAAAAUAAUGAUGGUAUCCACAUAAUUUUGAAGUGAUGUCUUAUGUAUUCUGAACUGUAAUUCACUACCAAAUAGUCACGCUUAGAAGUGUGUGAAGACCGAAUCCAAGAAGUCUUGGCAUUGGAUUUUACCAUAUGAAAUGUUUCAUAUUGAAAACACAAGAUUGAAAACCCUUCUCAUGAGCUGUGUGAGCGGCAAGUCUCCUCACUGUCACUGCCAUGGCCGAGCACGUCGGGAUGGCGCGUCCCCAGCCCUGCAGGCCAGCGCGGGCCAGAGGCCAGCAAAUACAGUUCCUGAAAGCAGCUCUGCUGUCUCUUUACACUGUAUGCGGUUUGGAAUUGAAUGUAAAAGCUUACUGUGGGCAUUUACCUUUCUGGGCCAGUGUGGCUUUCGUCGCCAGAACCUUACGCUGAGCUGGGGACAGUGCUGCAUGCAGCCAGCGUGGAACCUGCCUGUGGAGGGAGGCGUGUGCUGGCCUGGCAGCCAGUGGUCAGGGGAGCAGCUCGGCGCCUCCUCAGAAGAAAUCAUGUCUGCCUGAUGUGAUCGCGGUGGAUCUGGGAAGAUCCAGGCCGGGAAGCCGGGCUUGGAGCGGAGUGCAUUUCAGGAGUACCUUGGUGAGAGGAUCAGUGUAAAUCCUAAUAGGUACAAAGACUCGUAGUUUCGCUUUGUCACAGGUUUAUAGAAACUGUUUUGCUUCUGCUUCCAUUUUUAGCAUUUUAGUUUCUGGUUUUCCUUUGUUGAAGCCUCCUUGACUUUUAUAUUCAUGUGGUUUUCUUUCUCAUUUCCCUUUGUCUCUCCAUCCCUAGCCCCACGCUGCCCUGUUCUUAAUCAUUGUUAAAGCCCUGCCCCGGACAUUGGAAAUGAGUGGUGUGAGUAGCGGGGAGGUGUUACUGUUGAUAGCUUCCGAUGUGGUGUUA
Molecule: messenger RNA, 2525 nt
Organism: Ochotona princeps (American pika)
Lineage: Eukaryota; Metazoa; Chordata; Mammalia; Lagomorpha; Ochotonidae
Gene: UBP1
Product: upstream binding protein 1
Exons: 16
Coding region: 22-1644 (540 amino acids)
Biological process (GO): regulation of transcription by RNA polymerase II
Cellular component (GO): nucleus
Molecular function (GO): DNA-binding transcription activator activity, RNA polymerase II-specific; RNA polymerase II cis-regulatory region sequence-specific DNA binding
Source: RefSeq, a predicted model, not a curated record